AAAAAGUCGACAAGCAUUUCUCUCGCGAUUACACUUCACCACCACGAACCCCCCGAUAAUCGACACCUCGAGUAACGCGAGAGUCCUUUCCUUUUUGUUGAUCGGCGCAUAGAUUCCAUAAUGUCAUUACAUAUCUCCCGCACCGUGCUGCGGCAAUCUAUGAAGGCUCCUGGACGGGCGGCACGAAGAUUUGAAUCUACCUCCACUAAGGCCACCGAAGCAGCAAAAGAUACUGCCUCAAAAGCUUCAGAGAAAGCAUCAGAUUUCCAGUCGAAAGCUAGCGAGGGUCUUUCUCGUGUCACUUCGUCAGCAGGACCUGCUAUUUCGGGUGCUGCCAAAAACCUUGGAAAUGCCUUGGGAAAAGUUGGGGGAAGGACUGGAAGAUUGAUUGCCUUCAUUGAGCGUGAGCCUUAUCCGCAUUCGCGUGCAAAGAUUUAUUUCCGAUGGUUUUAGAGCUCAAUGGCUAACUUUGUGUGUAUAGGACAAAUCCCACCAACCAUCUAUUACACUCGUGUUGGAUUAGAGCUCACCAAAUUAGUUAUCCAAGGUCAAAAGAUGGCACCUCCGUAAGUUGGACAACGAAGUGUGCUUUUACGAAACUGUGAGCUGACUUAUGGCUUGCAGACCAGCCUCGACAUUCCAAUCAUACUUCCAAAGAUUCGUAAAGGGAAUUCGAUCCGGAAACCCGAGGUCAGCUUUCAGUUCAGCAGCAAACUCUAGCACCGCCACACCUACAGGUUUGCUAGAACAAGUCCGAAAUAUCAGCAAAGCCCAGGUGGUCUCGGGUGGUGUUAUAGUCGCUGAGGUUUUGGGGUUCUUCACAAUUGGUGAGAUGAUCGGUAGAAUGAAGCUGGUAGGAUACAGAGGAGACACCGGAGCUCAUCACUGAUCUGAGCGUGAUAAAGAGGCUGUGUAGGACGUGAAUGGAAGUCUUGGUGAAGUGAACGGAAAGGGGCUGGCAUUCUACUUCCACCGCGGCAUGAGAAGUUGCGGAUGGUGAAAUCGAGGUGCAUUUGCACAUAUCCUGAUACAGAUUUCUUUGUACUCGUAGAACUAUGUCUGUACAUCACAAAAAUAAACAGCAUAAUGGUGGUUUAGAGACUUUCUGUCCCU
Molecule: messenger RNA, 1113 nt
Organism: Sclerotinia trifoliorum
Lineage: Eukaryota; Fungi; Ascomycota; Leotiomycetes; Helotiales; Sclerotiniaceae
Source: the annotation of a GenBank genome assembly